AUUUCGAACCUCACCUCACUCUCCACUCCCCUCCUGUACCAUACAGUCAGUGUUCUCAGUAUGCGAGAAGCUUCAUUCUAGACUUGAGAGCUCGAAGCUGCAGAGAAGAUGACGGGGGAGGCGCAUGCGCGUCCGUUCGAGGUCAUAGACUUGACUAGUGACAACGAGAGCCAGAAUGGCGAUACGCGAGCUAGGAGAGCAGCACAGAAUAGCAGGAGUGUGAAGGAUAGCCAGUAUGCCAAUAUUCCCUCGAGUAAUCAUGGACUGCCGGAGGAAUACAAAUGGAAACGACCAUCUUCUCACAAGAACUCCAGUCGAACAAAUCUCUCCGACUACAAGUGGCACGAGAGUCCUAAGAUCUUUGAUGCAAUGUUGAACAAAUCGCAUAAUGUCUCAAACAAGGCACUACAUAGGAAGUCGAGCGAUAUGGACUCUGGUGGAGCGGCCCCGAUGCCAAAUUAUCCUCCUAUCCUGCCAGGCGCGACAAUAGAAUCUCGUAAUUUCGGCCAGAACAAUAAGUGCGGGCACCAAUCCCUACCCUCGGGUUUAUUUGCAGCUCGACCAGAAUGACAAGCGAGGGUCCAAAUUCAUACCCUCAGACGGACUUGUGGGCCAAGUGCCAAAAGAACCUCGUGGACCAGGAUUGACAAGAGAAUCGCAUCAGCUCGACCAGAAUCACC
This is a messenger RNA of Mollisia scopiformis, 680 nucleotides long. RefSeq lists its product as uncharacterized. The record is from RefSeq and is a predicted model, not a curated record. The transcript is spliced from 3 exons. NCBI's taxonomy places the organism in Eukaryota, Fungi, Ascomycota, Leotiomycetes, Helotiales, Mollisiaceae. Bases 109 to 570 code for a protein of 153 amino acids.